Acanthisitta chloris (rifleman) is the source of this 706-nucleotide messenger RNA. It is a transcript of the gene BCAS2, whose product is annotated as breast carcinoma amplified sequence 2. Gene Ontology annotation, biological process: mRNA processing. Lineage: Eukaryota; Metazoa; Chordata; Aves; Passeriformes; Acanthisittidae. The record is from RefSeq and is a predicted model, not a curated record. Gene Ontology annotation, cellular component: precatalytic spliceosome; catalytic step 2 spliceosome; Prp19 complex. The transcript has 5 exons. The coding region runs from base 37 to 522 and encodes 161 amino acids.
GCCGCCUCACCGCUGCCUACCCUGCAGACAGAGAUCAUGCGGAACGAGUUCGAGCGCCUGGCGGCACGGCAGCCCCUGGAGCUGCUCAGCAUGAAGAGGUACGAGCUGCCAGCCCCAUCCUCCGGGCAGAAGAAUGACAUCACGGCGUGGCAGGAGUGUGUGAACAACUCGAUGGCACAGCUGGAGCACCAGGCAGUUCGCAUCGAGAACCUGGAGCUCAUGUCCCAGCACGGGUGCAAUGCAUGGAAGGUGUACAAUGAACACCUGGUUCAUAUGAUUGAACAAGCCCAGAAAGAGCUUCAGAAGUUGAGGAAAAACAUUCAAGAUCUGAACUGGCAGCGAAAGAACAUGCAGCUCACAGCUGGGGCUAAGCUACGAGAGAUGGAAUCCACGUGGGUCUCUCUUGUCAGUAAAAAUUACGAGAUUGAACGAACUAUUGUGCAGCUGGAAAAUGAAAUUUCACAGAUCAAACAGCAGCAUGGGGAAGCAAACAAAGAGAAUAUCCAGCAAGACUUCCAGUGACUUUGUCCUGACUCUCUUACUGCAGCAUGGAUUGAAAACCACAGAACAGAAUAUUUGGAGAGUCUGUUGUAGACAUCUCUAGUUGCAGUUGUGUGAGAUGAUAAAAGGAUAUUUUCAUUGUUUCUUGUUUUAAAUUCUGGGAGGACGUGGAGUGAAUUCAAGGUGUCCUGUUUAAUGUAUUACA